Bactrocera oleae (olive fruit fly) is the source of this 1274-nucleotide messenger RNA. RefSeq names its product protein CDV3 homolog. NCBI's taxonomy places the organism in Eukaryota, Metazoa, Arthropoda, Insecta, Diptera, Tephritidae. Gene Ontology annotation, cellular component: cytoplasm. The record is from RefSeq and is a predicted model, not a curated record.
ACUCGUUACUUUCGCCAAAUCGUUCCGAGUUGACUCGUUGUGUUUGGGAUAUGUCAACUUCAAAGUAAAUUCCUUCUUUUGUAAGGUCGCAAGUGUUGACGGAGGCAGCGACUGCUUUGGCGUUUGCAAGUGCACAAAAACAACACAAUGGCGGAUUUGGAUGAUUUUUUUGCUAAGAAGGACAAGAAAAAGUCCAAGGCCAAGCCCAAGUUUUUAACUGCUGAGGAGUUGGUAAAAAAUUUAGAAAAGGAGGCGGCAACGACCGCCAAGUCAAAAAAGGUGGAACCAACCAUACCUGCGCCAACAAUUGCGCCUGGUGCUGUUGAAGAGCCAACUGAAGUAGUAGAGCAGGCGCCUGAAGAAGAAUGGGAUGAUUUUGAGCAAGAACAACGUAAAGAUUAUACUGGUCUCAAAAUCGGUCAACUGACUUUGAAUGAUGAUGAAGAAGAAAGUCCCGGUGAAGGUGAAGAAGAUGAUGUGGACAGUGAUGGCAAUGUCAAUACUGAAACUAAUUUCUCGAAACGUAGUGGAGGCGGUCCUUGGAGAAAGGUUGUUCCCGCCGAAGAAGUGACUCAAAUUCCGAUGGAAAUUGAAAAACCCACAUCAAAACUUUAUAUAUCACCUGCAUUAAGAGCUGCUCAAGCUGGAGCGGCGCCUGGACCACGUCUAAAGCCUCGUAACCGUGCGGCGCCCGAUAUUACAAAUGCAGAGUACUUCCCCUCGUUGAGUGCUGCUCGCCCUGAAGAACAACGCAAGAAAAAGAAUGAACCAGCUUUCGAAGAGGUUAGACACGGAGGUAGGGUGCAGCGCAUCCAUGAACCAGUUUUGGCGCCCGUUUCCAUGGCGAAUCGAUUCCAGUCGCUGGACGAGGAUGACAGCUAGAAAGCGAUCGCCGCCAUUCAAGUGUCACUUCUAUGUGGAUUAUUUUUUUUUUUUUGCUACAUGUUUUCUAAAGAACAGGAUUUAGAAGUCCGUCUGUAUUGUAUGUAUUGUACGCUUUGUAUCUAUAUUUUUUUGUAUUUUCCUCAGAGCUGUUUAUUUUCACACUUUUUAUACUUUUUAAAAUGGAAUACGGAGUUGUGGUACCUUAUGUGCCGCCACUUUUCAUAAUUGUCCGAAAACUGCCGCUUCACAAUAGAAAUGAUAAUAUUUAAAUAAUGGUAGGGACAUAUUAGUAUCCAACAACCAAACAAUUCCCAAAAUGGUAUAAUAAGUAUAUAAGGGAAUACUAUAAAAUGAAAUAAAAUAUAAAUGAAGUCAACUGCUAACAAAAA